Messenger RNA from Aspergillus mulundensis, 2679 nucleotides. RefSeq lists its product as uncharacterized. The record is from RefSeq and is a predicted model, not a curated record. The transcript has a single exon. Gene Ontology annotation, molecular function: triacylglycerol lipase activity. NCBI's taxonomy places the organism in Eukaryota, Fungi, Ascomycota, Eurotiomycetes, Eurotiales, Aspergillaceae. The coding region runs from base 1 to 2679 and encodes 892 amino acids.
AUGUCUCUCUCACCUCGUCCGGAUACCGAUGCCAUUGCGCUCCCCAAUGGCCGUCGGAGUGCAAACGCCAGCGGGGAGCUGAGCCCCUCCGACAGCGAGGAUGCAAGUCUAGGUGCUGACGUCUCACCUUAUCCCAGCCCCGGCAUCGGUGCGGCGGCGACUGGGAUUACCGACCUGGAAGAAGAUGCUGACGACGCUGACGAAGCCGACGACGUGAUUGGUGUCAGCAUGGGCUACGAUCAGAGCCGGCUCAAAUCUCGUACGACGCCUGCUGAGGAGAAGACGCGCAUUAUGGAACGCAAUGGUGGGUUCUUUGAAGAUGAGGGUCUUUUUGCGCCGGAUAUCACGGAGGAGCCGGAGUCGCUGGCGGAGGAGGGGGAUACGGAUAAAGAUAGGACUCCGACGGGAAAGGAAACCACGGCGCCGGGAACUGCUGUUUCGAAAGGCCAGACCUCGCGCACUGGAUUUACGAGGUCUCUCUUGAAGGGAACGCUGCCGCUGCGGCCGCGAGCGUGGUCGGGCGAUAGCCAUACUGGGAGUCGGCGCGGGUUGAAGAAAUUCUUUCCAUCGUUGCACCUGCGAACGAGCAGCCUUUCGAUGUCUCGACAUCGCUCGCGCAGCUGGUCAUCGCGGCUCAAUUUGGAGCAGGAAAAGGGCGGUGAUGUGCCUACGACGUCUCGGUCACCUCGGUCACCGUGGCCGCAGCCUUUGGUUUCGGACCCAAGCUCGUCAGCGUCGAAUGGGACACUGGAGGCAGCAGCAGAGGACCCGAUCGGGGAGUUGAAGCCAUUGCAGGCGCCGUCUGCGCGGACCCGCGGUAAGCAUUCAUUCGUCGGUUCCAACCCGACCUUGCGACGGUCGUCUUCGGAUCAGUCUUUGUAUUUGCGGGCUUCCUCUACUGCGUCCUCUCUUGAGCACCGUCCUCAAUAUGAACACAUCCAUUCGCAGGUCAACAGUCGUUUUAAAGCCAUCAAGGAUUCUUUACAGGACUCUAGCAGUCGGCUUUUGAGCAUGCCCACGCUUCACCUUCAGGAUCUGCGGAGCGAUUGGGGAUACAGGCAGUUUCUCUCGGAUGCGCACCACCGCAGGACGGAGACAAAUGAGACGGACGACACGGUCCUCUCCACGGGCACAACGGCUCCACCGCUUGAAGGUGCACCCCCGUCGCCUCUUCUGCGAUCAAAGUCUACUCGCAAGAGCUUAGCUGCAACCUACCCUGUCCUCUUCGAGGCCAUGAGCGAGUUAUCCGGAGAUGUAGUGGUCAUGGGCGGCUACCGGGGUUCUGUUCUACGCUCCGCCAAACCCCCACAUCGACAGCUCUGGGUGCCUAUGAAAGUCGGGUUGAAUCUCCGCAAAGUAGACCUAGAAGUUGGGCUGACACGAGAGGACGAGGAACGCAUGGAGGAAACCAUCAUCCCAGACGGCGUUCUCUCCCACGUAGGCCCCGUCGACAUCUGCCGACGGCUUCUCAAGCGGCUGCAGAAAUGCGAUAAUGCCGCCCGCGGCGACUUGCGCGUCCACAACUACGGCUACGACUGGCGUCUUAGCCCGCAUCUCCUCUCCCGCCGUCUAAUCAAGUAUCUCGAGGGUCUUCCCUGUAAUGCCCCCGACGUUCCGCCACACAAGCGAGGUGCAUAUGUUAUUGCGCACAGCCUCGGCGGUCUCAUCGCCCGCCAUGCGGUGAACCAGCGGCCCGAGCUCUUCGCGGGUGUCCUGUACGCGGGCGUUCCUCAACACUGCGUUAACAUCCUCGGUCCUCUCCGUAACGGCGAUGAUGUGCUUCUUAGCUCGCGCGUUCUAACCGCCCAAGUCAACUUUACCUUCCGGACGAGCUUUGCCCUUCUUCCAGAACGGGGCCAUUGCUUCAUCAACAAGCGCACAAAGGAAGAGUACCGCCUUGACUACUUCGACCCAGCCGUCUGGGAUGAGUACCGCCUCUCUCCCUGCAUCAAUCGACCCUUCCCCACCCCAAGCUCAUCCAGCAUCAAUCUACCUCUCCGCAAACGCUUCUCUACGAUCCUCUCCAACUCUUCAGACGGCAGCAUCGGUGCAGACGACACCACACCUGACCACUCGCCCACCCCAACAACCGCCAGCGGCGACUCCGUCUCCAACUCGACCUCCUCAGCAGCCGCCGCCGCCAUUAAACAACUGAAACCCCCCAAGCCAAAAGGCGAGAUCUUCCCCGGCCCAAGUACCAACCCCAGGGGCUCUUCCACCACAGGCCCGAACGCUCAGCCCGUCACCAUCCCUCCUGAAGUCGCAAAGGAUUACCUCGCCCGUACUCUCUCCGAAGUCAAGGCUUUCAAACACGAAACUCUCCACAACGAGGUACAUCAGAGCAGCAACAAAUACCCACCAUUCGCAGUUCUGUACUCCAAGUCCGUCCCCACCGUCUACGGCGCCCGCGUCAAUUCAAAGGAGGGCAUCAAGUAUGCCGACGCCUAUGACGAUCUGGCAUUUGCAGCUGGUGACGGCGUCUGCCUUGCAAGUGCGGCGAUGCUGCCGACGGGCUAUAGGGUUAUCAAGGGUGGUCUUGUCAAAAGCGACAGAGGGCAUGUCGGGCUGCUGGGUGACCUGGAGGGCGUGGGCGCCUGUCUGAGGGCAAUUGUCCGAGGAAGGAAGGAAGGUGUUGGGAUUGAGGGGUUCAAUGUGAGUUCGAGUUCGAGUUCGAGUUGA